AUAACAUAGAUUCUACACACGGGAUCACCGAGUAGAGAGAGGAACAGAGCCUGCGUCCCGCCCACAGACGCACCAUGCCACACGACAAAGUUCCAGAUACCCCCGUGGAGGUUCUUGUGGAUCUUCUAACAAAAGCUAAAGACAUAGCCACAGCAAAUGGCAGCGUCCCCACAGAGCUGACGGACCAUCUUCAGCGAGCUCUGGACAUCGCCACUGGCCUGGACGACUACCUGGACAAGUUCACCACACCGGAAAGUGAACCCCUGGCUGAGCUAUACGAGAAAACUGUAAGUCAUGACUGGGACCGUGUGCACAAGGAGGGUAAGACUAAGUUCCGGCUUCCUAAAGAGUGCAUCACUGGACACGUGGAAGGUCAAACUCUGAAAACACUGGUGCACAUAAGUCACGCCAAGAGAAUCCUGGAGAUCGGGAUGUUCACGGGAUAUGGGGCGCUCUCUAUGGCAGAGGCUCUUCCGGACGACGGUCGUUUGGUGGCUUUGGAGUUGGAGGCUUAUCUAAAGGAAUUUGCACAACCUAUUUUUGACAAGUCUCCACAUGGAAAGAAGAUAAUUGUUAAAAUUGGAUCUGCGAUAACCAGCCUUAGGGAGUUGGCAGACGCGGGAGAACAGUUUGACAUGGUCUUCAUUGAUGCAGAUAAACCUAAUUACAUCAACUACUACAAGUGCAUCCUGGACAAUAAUCUGCUGAGAUUACAAGGCGUCAUAUGUGUGGACAACUCCCUCUUUAAAGGCAAAGUUUAUCUAAGAGACAUCACCGAUCAGAACGCCGUGGCACUGAAGGAAUUCAAUGACUUUGUCGCCCAAGAUCCACGUGUGGAACAAGUGAUUCUCCCUCUACGAGAUGGGAUCACUGUUGUCAGACGAGUUUCCGCUGCUGUUGAAAGUUCUAGGAUGAAGGCAAACAUCACCAAUGACGAGGUGUUCCGUGGAGUGAUGGGACGUUCUAUUCUGGAUCGAAUGCGUCUGGACGGGCGGGUGGCCUAUGUGACCGGAGCGGGACAGGGCAUUGGCCGAGCCUUCGCCCACGCGCUGGGGGAGGCGGGGGCUAACGUGGCUGUGGUUGAUAUCGAUCCGAUCAAAGCUGAUACUGUGGUCAAAGAACUGAAUCUUAAAGGGAUCCACAGCCUGGCCGUCACAGCAGACAUAAGCAAAUUUGAAGAUGUCCAGAGGAUGAUGGACUGUAUCGUGUCCAAAUGGGGGACAGUGCACAUUGGCUGUAACAACGCAGGGAUCAACAUGAACUCAGCCAGCGAGGACACCACUUUAGACGAGUGGGACAAAACAUUCAGUGUGAACCUCAGAGGGACGUUUAUGUGCUGUCAGGCGGCCGGUCGAGUGAUGCUGAAGCAGGGAUACGGCAAAAUCAUCAACACUGCCUCCAUGGCCAGUCUCAUCGUGCCUCAUCCACAGAAGCAGCUGUCGUAUAACACGUCCAAGGCCGGCGUGGUCAAACUCACCCAAACCCUGGGCACGGAGUGGAUUGACCGUGGAGUCCGUGUUAACUGUAUAUCGCCGGGCAUCGUGGACACCCCUCUCAUCCACUCGGAGAGCCUGAAGCCCCUGGUGCAGCGCUGGCUGUCAGAUAUCCCUGCUGGUAGACUGGCUCAAGUGACAGACCUGCAAGCAGCGGUGGUCUACUUGGCAUGUGACGCCUCCGACUACAUGACAGGGCAUAACUUAGUCAUAGAGGGUGGGCAAAGUCUAUGGUAGAGUCCCCACUAGAAGAGAUCAAAACUUCAGGCUUAGAAAUAAAAGCGUCAAAAAGGGAAAGCCUGGAAAAAGAAAACCAAAAACCCAACAGAUGCGAAGUUAGUUACACGUAGAAUAAGCACCACAAGCUUUGAUACGACUUCACGUGCUGCAAAACAUAUCGUUUUUACAAAUUACAUCGUUAUUUUACACAUUACACACAAGCCCAAAACUGGAGAAGUAAACAUUUUAAUUGCAUUUUGACAGAUCUGUGCUAAAAUGUACUUUCUAUUGCUGUAAAUGUCCAUAAUUAUCGACCAGCCACAACCCAACAAGACGUGAUUUCUUAUUAAUUAGUGAAAAGUCCCACUCUGCUAUCUAAAUAUGUGAUUAAAGAUGAGUUAUUCUGAAUGCUUUACUUUAUUAUUUUUACUGUUCUGAUCAUAAAACGGUGUCAGGGUGAUUAUACGGCCGUUAAUGAGAAACACAAGUUCAUAUUUAUGGAUAUCUUUUGUGUUGGGUCAAGUAGUGCUUGAUUUGGCAAAUUUUUCAUGAAAAGAAUGAGCAUCAUAGUAGUAAUACUGUAGUAAACUGUUUCUUUCUAUGUUACAAAUGUGAUGAGCAGCAAAGUUUAUAGAAAAAGAUCCACAACAUCUCAAAAUGUGAAGUAUUGAUAUAGUUACAUAUUUAAGUUCGCUCAUAAAAUAACUACAAU
Messenger RNA from Periophthalmus magnuspinnatus, 2424 nucleotides. RefSeq lists its product as uncharacterized. The record is from RefSeq and is a predicted model, not a curated record. NCBI's taxonomy places the organism in Eukaryota, Metazoa, Chordata, Actinopteri, Gobiiformes, Gobiidae. The coding region runs from base 75 to 1730 and encodes 551 amino acids. Gene Ontology annotation, molecular function: O-methyltransferase activity; oxidoreductase activity, acting on the CH-OH group of donors, NAD or NADP as acceptor. The transcript has 11 exons.